This is a messenger RNA of Micromonas commoda, 4071 nucleotides long. RefSeq lists its product with no specific name. Gene Ontology annotation, molecular function: FAD binding; 2 iron, 2 sulfur cluster binding; iron ion binding. NCBI's taxonomy places the organism in Eukaryota, Viridiplantae, Chlorophyta, Mamiellophyceae, Mamiellales, Mamiellaceae. Bases 1 to 4071 code for a protein of 1356 amino acids. The transcript has 3 exons. The record is from RefSeq and is a predicted model, not a curated record.
AUGGAGGGCCAGGAUGCCAGUCCGAUUCUCUACGUCAACGGCAAGCGUCACGUCAUGCCCGAGGGCAAGGCCGAGCAGACGCUGCUCGCCUACCUCCGAGGCCUCGGGCUGAGCGGCACCAAACUCGGGUGCGGUGAGGGCGGAUGCGGCGCGUGCACCGUAAUGGUCAGCAAUUACGACCGAGCCAAGGGCGAGGUGCAGCAUCGCGCCGUCAACGCGUGCCUCACCCCGCUCUACGCGUGCGAGGGGACGCACGUGAUCACCGUGGAGGGGCUCGGUACCAAGCGCGGGGGUCUGCAUCCCGUGCAGACGGCCCUCGCGCACGCGCACGGCUCCCAGUGCGGCUUCUGCACCCCGGGUUUCGUCAUGAGCAUGUACGCGCUGCUCAGAUCCAAAAAGACCAAACCCACCGAGCUCGAGAUCGAGGAGGCCCUGGGCGGUAACCUGUGCAGGUGCACGGGGUACAGGCCCAUCCUGGAGGGGUUCAGAACGUUCGCGAGGAACGCCCCGGAUUCGGCGUACUCCGGCGAGACCAUCAACGGCUCCGACUCGACUCCCAUCUGCCCCUCCACCGGACAGCCGUGCACAAACGGCUGCGGCGACACCCCCGCCGCCAAGGCCCUCGGCGCGGCCGAGGACGACCCGGUCACCGCCGUUCGUGAACCCAUCUUCCCGCCCGAGCUCAAGCGAAGGGUCCCUACGCCGCUCGCGUUGCCCGGCGCGAUCGCCACGUGGCACAGGCCCACCACCCUGGCGGGGCUGCUCGCGCUCAAAAAGGCCCACCCCGACGCCAGGCUGGUGUGCGGCAACACCGAGGUGGGCGUGGAGGUCAAGUUUAAGAACAUGAAAUAUCCCGUCAUCGUCGCCCCGACGCACGUUCCGGAGCUGACCGAGGUGACCAUCGCCGAGGACAGUCUGGUGUUGGGCGCGAGCGUGACGCUGACGACGCUGCUCAACACGUGCGAGACGCUGACGCUGACACUCGGCCCUGUGCGCACGAGCGGGCUCGUCGCCAUCAAGGAGCAGCUGCGGUGGUUCGCGGGCCCGCAGGUGCGUAACGUGUCGAGCGUGGGCGGGAACGUCUGCACGGCGUCGCCCAUCUCGGACCUGAACCCGCUCUGGAUCGCGUGCGGCGCGACGUUCGAGAUCGAGUCCCUCGACCGCGGCGCCCGACGCGUCGCGGCGCGGGACUUUUUCAAGGGGUACCGCUCGACCGACCUCAAACCCGACGAGGUGCUCACGGCCGUCGCGCUGCCGCUGACGGAAAAAGGGGAGUACGUUCGGGAGUUUAAGCAGUCGCACAGGCGCGAGGACGACAUCGCGAUCGUCACCGCGGGGAUGCGCGCCAAGUUCGACGUCGUCGACAACGUUCCAACAGUGGCGGAGAUUGCCUUCGGGUUCGGAGGCAUGAGCUUCAAGACGGUGUCCUGCCCUAAGACGUCCGCGGCGUUGGCUGGCAAACCGUGGACCGACGAGACGUUAAAACUGGCGCUGGCGACGUUGCCGAAGGAUCUCCCGAUGUCUCCAGACGUGCCAGGUGGCAUGUGUGAGUUCCGCAGGUCCCUCGCCAACUCGUUCAUGUUCAAGUUCUACGUCGACUGCUGCCGCAGGCUCGAGGCUGACGGCCUGGUGACGGACGCCGUAUAUUCCGCCGCGGGUUUGGACGAAGCCGACCUCUCCGCCGCCGAUAGAUUCCACAGACCGUUCCCCCGCGGGGCUCAGUACACGCAGGUGAGGGACGGCAGCACCGUGGGGCAGCCCACGAUGCACCAGUCCGCGGAGGUCCAGGUCACCGGCGAGGCUGAGUACGCCGACGACAUCGCCAAACCCGCGGGUAUGCUCCACGCGGCUCUGGUGCUGUCCACGGUGCCCCACGGGAAAAUUUUGGACAUCGACCCGGCCGCCGCGCUCGCCACCCCGGGGGUGCACGGAUUCUUCUCGGCGAAGGACGUGCCGAACAACGUCAUAGGACCCGCCGUGCUGGACGAGGAGGUGUUCGCGUCCGAGUACGUCACCUGCGUCGGCCACCCCGUCGGCAUCGUGGUGGCGGAUACGCAGGAUAUCGCUCUGGAAGCUUCCAGGCUCGUCCGGGUCAAGUACGAGGAGCUUCCGGCGAUUCUCAACAUCGACGAGGCCAUCGCCGCGGACUCGUACCACACCUGGCCCGGGUUCACGGACCACGGCAUCGAGGACGGCGACGUCGACGCCGCCAUGGCCGAAUGCGAAGCCGCCGGCCGCGUCGUCGAGGGAGACGCCAGGUGCGGCGGCCAGGAGCACUUCUACCUCGAGCCGAUGGUCAGCCUCGUGUGGUGCGGGGACAACGACGACCUCAUCACCAUCUCGUCCACGCAGGCCCCGCAGAAGCACCAGAAGCUCAUAUCGUCCGCGCUGAAGAUCCCGUGCAACAGGGUCGUGUGCAAGACCAAGCGCCUGGGGGGCGGGUUUGGCGGGAAGGAAACGAGGGCGGCGUUUCUCAACGUCUGCGCCGCGAUACCGGCGUUCCACAUGCGCAAGCCCAUCUCCUUGGUGCUGGACCGGCACGUCGACAUGGCCAUCACCGGUCAGAGGCACGCGUUCCUGGGUAAGUACAAGGUUGGGUACUCCCCCGAGGGUAAGAUCCUCGCGCUGGACAUGAUGCUGUACAACAACGCGGGCAACUCCUUGGACCUGUCCGCGGCCAUCAUGGACCGCGCGAUUUUUCACAGCGACGGCGCGUACAAGAUCCCCAACGUGCGGGUUCACGGCCGGUGCUGCAAGACGAACCUGCCGUCCAACACCGCGUUCCGCGGGUUCGGCGGUCCGCAGGGCGUCAUCUUCGCCGAGAUGUGGAUGGACAGGGUGGCGAGAAAACUUGGCCAGCCCGCGGAGAAGAUUCGACACGUCAACCUCUACGAGGAGGGCGAGACGUGCCACUUCGGCCAGGUAAUGGAAUCCUCGCAGCUUCGCGCGUGCUGGGACGAGGCUGUCGCCAAGGCUGACGUCGACUCGAGGCGCGCCGCGGCUGACGCGUUCAACGCGGCGAACAAGCACAGGAAGCGGGGCAUCGCCGCCACCCCCGUGAAGUUUGGCAUCUCCUUCACCGCGCUCUUCAUGAACCAGGCCGGCGCCCUGGUGCACUGCUACCUGGACGGCACGGUCCUCGUCACCCACGGCGGCGUGGAGAUGGGCCAGGGUCUGCACACCAAGGUUGCGCAGAUUUGCGCCGCGGAGCUCGGCAUCGAGACUGAUUCGGUGUACAUCGCCGAGACGUCCACCGAUAAGGUUCCGAACGCGUCCCCGACAGCCGCCUCCGCGUCGUCCGACCUCUACGGCGCCGCGGUCACGGACGCGUGCCGCCAGCUCAACGAGCGCCUGGCGCCCGUCAAGGCGCAACUCGGCCCGGAGAAGUCGAAGGAUUUCAAGGAGGUUUGCACGGCGGCGUAUUUCGCUCGAAUCGACCUCAGCGCCCACGGGUGGUACACGACGCCCGACCUCGUGUGGCAGUGGGACGGGACCAAGGGCCGGCCCUUCAACUACUUCUGCUUCGGCGCCGCGGUGUCCGAGGUUGAGAUCGACACGCUCUCGGGGGACGUCAACUUACUUCGGACGGACAUCGUGAUGGACUGCGGGGACUCGAUAAAUCCCGCGCUGGACGUGGGUCAGGUGGAGGGAGGCUUCGUUCAGGGCAUGGGAUGGGUCGCGCUGGAGGAGUUAAAGUACGGCGAUCCCGAUCAUAAGUGGAUCAGACCCGGCACGCUGUUCACCGCGGGGCCCGGAACGUACAAGAUCCCCACCGCGAACGACAUCCCGCUGGAGUUCAACGUCACCCUGCUGCACAACGCCCCCAACCCGAGGGCCGUGGCGAGCAGCAAGGCGGUGGGGGAGCCCCCGUUUCUGCUGGCCAACUCGGUGUUUUUCGCGAUAAAGGAUGCGGUGUGCGCGGCGAGGGCGGGGAACGGUCUCGACACGGACAUCACGAUGGACUCGCCCGCGACGCCGGAGAGGGUGAGGAUGGCCUGCGGAGGGCCCAUCUCGGACGUCUUCUACGACUCCACCAACGCGCCAGUGUACCGGGCCAAGCUCACGUGCUGA